AUGCUGGCCGGAUUCCUAGGUUGGAUAUCACUUCUCUUCGAACCUCUCGCCGACGUCUAUAUCCCUCCCAUUCAGCCGCAAGAACGCCUCCGUCUCGAACACCGACCUUGGCACCAGAUUAUAACGGGGGUCUAUGGUCGCCCGCCCCUUUGGAAGAUUCAUGACCGCCAUGGUGACGUGAGCUGGAGCUUCCACCGCGACGACGUCACGCAACCACUCCCCCACGAUGUUCACAAAUGUCUCUAUGCUCACGCGAAUGAUGCCACCGAGGUCAAAUACAUGAAUAACGGCACUAGCGUCGGAGGCGUCUAUAGUGACCUUGCCGUUGUUAUGAACCACACGCCCGACAACCCAGCCACCGACAAAUUUUUUACUUUUACGCUUUGUAGAAGAAACGACGUCCUCUGGAAUGCGCAUACACUCGAACCACUCCCGGGCGAUCUACUCGCCGUGGGUACUACUGGUCAGCGAGCCUGGGACGGUAUUCUUGUCUAUAAUGCUAGCGCCGCCAACCCUCUUAUGGCAAACCCUCCGAUUCUUCAAAACAUCACCGGUCUGCGAGCUAUACACGGGUUGAUCUGGGAUGAGCAGGGUCAGAUGCUGUGGGCUGCUGGAACAGACGCCGCAGCGGACGGCAGCGAUCCGGUCCCUGCAUACGGGACUAUUGUUGGAUAUCCCUGGGACAGGGAAACGGGCCUACUGGUGAAGGAUGAUAGAUAUGUCUAUAAACUACCCGAGGCAAAACGGAUCGAGGCUGAAUGGGGCAAGGGAUACUCCUGGUGGGCAGGUUUGCAUGACCUAGUACCUAUCCCUAAUCAGCGGAAAUUCCUUGUGUCGGAAGACCGGGGUCUCCACGCGUUUGAUAUCGAGACAGGACAGUACACAGAACAUUAUGAGAAUGUCACCGAGAAAUACUUGCACGGGUUUGAGGUUACAACCGAAGGUCGCCACGGGUAUACUGACGGGGAGUGGGAGGAGCUGCCGCAGUCGGACCUGAAGAGUUUUAAUAUUGCACCCGACGGCAGUUUCAUAUACGUGCAGUCCUUAUGGACCAAGUUCCGUGGUUUCCACACGAGUUUGGUGAUUAACGGAAAGAGACGCAAGAUUAAUAUCGGUGAUGAGAUCUAUAGGUCGCGGUGGUUUGGAAAUCUCGAUGGCUGGCCUAAACCCUGA
Molecule: messenger RNA, 1173 nt
Organism: Penicillium canescens
Lineage: Eukaryota; Fungi; Ascomycota; Eurotiomycetes; Eurotiales; Aspergillaceae
Exons: 1
Coding region: 1-1173 (390 amino acids)
Source: RefSeq, a predicted model, not a curated record